AAAUCUCUUUACGACUUUUGAUCAGAUCUUUCACGACAUUAACAAAAUAUGCCAAGCACUAAAGGAGAGCUUGAAAUUGAUUGGGAUUUGAAUGUAUUAGAGUUUUGGGAUGCAACCCUUAGCAGUUUUAAAAGAUGUCAUGAAGCAAAAGAGCAGUACACAGAUUCAAAGCAAGUUACUGAAGACCUGCUGAAAAAUUUACCACUUAAGCAGCAAAAGUCGAUAAAGGAAUCAGCCACUACAGUAACCAAAAACAUGGACCUAGGUACCUCUCCAUUAACCAUAUUCGCCGAUAAUACUACUGACGAGGCUCGAGAAGUGGAUGAAGAAAACGACGAUGAAGAAGCUGAAGAAGAGCAACUAGCAGUAGCAGAUAAGGAAUACAAUAUCGUCCACGGCGAAGAAGAAGACCAGUUUCAAGAGAAUGAACGUAAUCCAAAGGCAAGAUCAGAGCAUUGGAUUGAAGAAAUUGACAAAGAUAUCGGGAGAACAAAAUCAUACAGUGAGAAAGGACAGACUAGCAGAAGUAAACGAAAAGCUGCGGCAAUCUCGGCAACUGACGACGAGUCAUGUAUACGCAUGAAACCCUCUGUUGAAAAUGCUUCAAAAGAAACAGAGAAACAAACAAAAAGAUCAAAGAAAGGAAACGAUGCAGAUAGAGAACAUAAGAGGUUACAGCAGCAACUAGGGCAACAACAAUAUAAUGACUUAUCAGAUAAUUCUUAUUACCAGCAGAAUGAUGAACAGCAAUAUGCAUAUACCAACCCUGACGAACCAGCAUCCUAUGCGGCGCCCAUGCCACCACCUCCGCCUACGAAAGACCAAAGCGAGGACAGUGCUCUAUCGAAUUUGAUGAUGGCUUGGUAUUAUGCAGGUUAUUAUACAGCAGUUUAUCAGUCUAGAAGAGAAUUUCAAAGAUAGUCGUUGGUUUAAGUUACCAUAUCUUUAAUGAAAAGUUAACAAUCAUCAUUGAAGAGCAAACAUUAUCUUGGUUUGGUCUUACUCUUAAUUCUCACUUUGAAAUAAACUGCAACAAUGUGCAUAAUCAAACCUUUGCCCCCCGUUGUUAAC
Molecule: messenger RNA, 1071 nt
Organism: Mycotypha africana
Lineage: Eukaryota; Fungi; Mucoromycota; Mucoromycetes; Mucorales; Mycotyphaceae
Exons: 5
Coding region: 49-921 (290 amino acids)
Source: RefSeq, a predicted model, not a curated record